Molecule: messenger RNA, 633 nt
Organism: Botrytis fragariae
Lineage: Eukaryota; Fungi; Ascomycota; Leotiomycetes; Helotiales; Sclerotiniaceae
Exons: 1
Coding region: 1-633 (210 amino acids)
Source: RefSeq, a predicted model, not a curated record
AUGAGUUGCACUGAUCCUUCCGACACCCUCUUCCCCGUUCUCGUGCUCGCCGGCAGCGACGAAUAUGUCAAUGCUUGCACUGCAGGUAACAUCACCUCCAACUCUGCCGCCGUGAGCGCCAUGACAAAAUGUUGCGGUAGUGCUCCCGUCAACGUUAUCAUGGACGGUUGCUACAGUUACUGCAAUGUUACUAGCAGUGCUGAUCAACAAGCUUUCGAACAAUGCUUCGGUUCAAGUGCUGGUAUUACACCAGAUGUCGAUUACGGCUGCACCUUGGAUGACGCUUCAGGACAUGAGAUUCCUGGCAGCGGUACCAUCUACCCAACUUCCACUGAGUCAUCAGCUGCAAUUGCCACUCUUGUCCCCAUCACCGUUACUACAUCUUCUGGUGCUGCUACCACUACCGCAACUUCUGGCCAAGCCACCGCAACAAUCGCCGUCAACUCAACCUCUGUCUCUACCUCUGCCUCCGGCAGCGCAAAGCCUUCGACAACAAGCAAGACUUCAGCUUCGGCUUCCUCUUCCGCUGCUACUGCUUCCACCACUGCCAACGCUGGUCAACCAACCGUCAAGCAAUUCUCCAAGGGUGCUAUCGCCGUUAUCGCACUUGCUUUCGCCCGUUUCUUGAUUUAA